This is a messenger RNA of Myripristis murdjan (pinecone soldierfish), 1760 nucleotides long. It is a transcript of the gene trmt61b, whose product is annotated as tRNA methyltransferase 61B. Gene Ontology annotation, cellular component: mitochondrion; tRNA (m1A) methyltransferase complex. NCBI's taxonomy places the organism in Eukaryota, Metazoa, Chordata, Actinopteri, Holocentriformes, Holocentridae. The transcript has 7 exons. Gene Ontology annotation, molecular function: tRNA (adenine(58)-N1)-methyltransferase activity. Bases 194 to 1633 code for a protein of 479 amino acids. Gene Ontology annotation, biological process: tRNA methylation. The record is from RefSeq and is a predicted model, not a curated record.
GUUUUUCCAGCAUGGCGAUCACCAUACAGUGCACCAAGGCAGGGUUACAACAAAUGCUCACUUCUUCCACAGCUAUUACACUGCAACUUGCAAUGAAUGGAAUGACUGAAAGCUAAAGGAUGUAGUGCUACUGUUUCAUUCUCCAUUGAAGAGGGACAGUUCUGCAUAGAUUUAACUGUUAUAACCUGCUCUCAUGGCUGUACAGAUGCCUUUAGGAGGGGCUUUACUUAUGCACAGACUGGUGCGAAUUUGCACAUCCAGACAAGGACAUCAAAGAUACAGGGAGUUACAUCCUCUCCUAAAAAUAGCCACACGGACAUGGGAGGUAAGAACAUUUUCAGCUGGGCCCAAGAAUGGCAGUGAGAAUGAGGAUGAGGCAGGCAGCUCUGCCUCUUCAUCCCCAGUGCCCAGCCUGACUCCCAGGCAAGGCUUGCUGUCCAGGAGGCGACCCCUGUCCCCACUGGAGAGGAUCAGUCGCCUGCUGCCCCAGGACUCCCUGAGCCCCGAGGUGCUGCAGCUAAGGCAGGAGAACCAGGAGGAACCUGAAGUGGACACAAGGGGAGGAGAGGAUCCAGCAUUGAAGCAGGAUGUUUCAGAUUCAGUCGUGCAGCCAAAGGGUUCAGACACUCAGCAAAACGGAAGUAGCUGCUUGUCAGCCACUCUCCCAGGGGAGAGCUUGCUGGUGUUCGGGGAGCUUCUGGUUGCUGAGUACCGCAAGAAAGGGUGGGUGGAGUUUAGGAAGAUGUUCAAGCUUCAGGAGGGGAUGCGCCUGCAUAGCAGCUGGGGGACUAUUGGGCAUGAUGAGAUAGCCGGGCAGCCCUCGGGCAGGUUCCUGAGGACCCACUUGGGGAUGGCCAUCCUUGUACGCCGUGCCAGCCUGGAGGACUAUGUGCUUUAUAUGAAGAGGGGGCCAGCCAUUGCCUACCCAAAGGAUGCAAGUAGUAUGCUGAUGAUGAUGGACAUCACAGAGGGAGACAUUGUGUUGGAGUCGGGCUCUGGAUCAGGGGCUAUGUCUCUCUUUGUGUCCCGAGCAGUGGGCUCCAAGGGCAAGGUCCUGAGUGUGGAGGUCAGGGAGGAUCAUCACAAGACAGCGGUGUGUAACUACAACCGCUGGCGUGCGUCAUGGAGGCUGCAGCGAGGGGAGGAGUGGCCCGAUAACGUCUGCUUCCACAACGCCGACCUGCGCACGGCCUCCCCGCUCCUAGCCGGCUGGGGAUUUCACUCGGUUGCUCUUGACCUGAUCAACCCCCACUUGGUGUUACCCACUGUGAUUCCACAUCUCCAUCCUGGGGCUGUGUGUGCCGUCUACCUUGCAAAUAUCACACAGGUCAUUGACCUGCUAGAGGGGCUCCGAUGUUUGGCACUCCCCCUGCUGUGCGAGCGCAUCAUCGAGGUUCCAGUCCGCGAUUGGUUGGUGGCUCCGGCGCGCCAGAAGAACGGGCGGUUCUGCACCAGGAAAGAUCCUAUAGUAGAUCAACACCAGAGAGUAGAAAAUGCACCGUCGGAUGAUGAUCAAGAGAUGACUGUCAGUGACCACCCACCUUUCGGAAGUGUCCCCUACAUUGCCAGACCUCACCCUGAACAAGUGUCUCACACGGCAUUCCUGGUAAAACUGAGGAAGUACACCCAGUAGCUGCUGUGACUGUGAAGACCACCGGGCAGAAAUAAUUAUUUUGUAUUUUGACUAAUAAAUACGCCAAGUAAUUUACCUCCUCAUUUCACUUCAUUUGGUGACAUAAAAUUACUGAUACCAAAGCGUC